Molecule: messenger RNA, 1328 nt
Organism: Pisolithus orientalis
Lineage: Eukaryota; Fungi; Basidiomycota; Agaricomycetes; Boletales; Pisolithaceae
Exons: 14
Coding region: 274-1158 (294 amino acids)
Source: RefSeq, a predicted model, not a curated record
UGCUGUGAAUAGACGAUUGGGUACCAGCAUGAUACCUCGUCUCACUACGCCCAACCGAACGAUUCCAGGUACUUCGGAUGGCUGUAUCGACCUACAUAAAUAUCCUGGUCGACGGCAAGAAGCACAUCUUUUACCUAAUGAUGGCACAAUGAAAAGCGUACAGCAACCGGCGUCGAGAGGACCAACUUCGAAUAUAUUAUCGUGACAAUGUGAUGUGAUUAAUUCUGGCUUCCUGGCGACUCUGACGAUCCCGUUGGCAUUGUCACAGUUCCAAUGUCGCUGGACAUCGUGACAACUCUCUUCGUCGUUCAAUUCUCGCUCCUCUAUUACGACUACGCGCUCACACUCGGCAGAGAAAUUGAGUUAUUCUGGAAACUACCUCGAUGGUCAUGGCCGUUUGUGCUUUUUAUUGCCAAUCGAUACCUUAUCGUUCUAGGCCAUGUCCCGUUGGCGGUUUAUAUUUUUUGGUCUCCAGGUGUUGGUUCGAACUAUAGUGUGUGUAAUCCUCUGCUCCUAUACAAUGGAUGGUUAGCCAUCGUCGUUCAGGCGGUCGGUGGAAUCGUCAUGAUCAUGCGCGUAUAUGCUCUAUACGAAAGGAGUCGAUGCGUAUUGGCUAUGCUCGUAUUUUUUGGGGCUUGUGGGAUUCUUGUAGGCGCUUGGGCUGUGUCUUCAUUACCCUUUUCUCCGCCUGCGGUCCCGACACUGGAGUUUCUGAUCGGUUGUCCUGGAAAGGGGCUUCUUACCUUCGACCAGGGAUUAUAUUUGGCAGCCGCAUGGAGCGGGCAGUUGCUUUUUGACAUGAUCGUCUUUGGACUGACACUUUGGAGAUCGGUAUCUUCCCGGACACCAGGAAAGAGAAGCAUAUCAGAUGUUUUAUUGCGGGAUGGCUGCCUAUAUUUUGCAGUGAUGUCCAUCGCGAACUUAGGGAACAUCAUUAUGCUUUUAGUGGUAAAUGAUAAUGUAAAAAACAUCGCUCCCAGCUUCACCAACAUAAUUUCAGCGACGAUGAUCAGUAGGUUGAUGCUGAAUCUUCGAGACCCAUCUGUCGCCGGGAGGGCAGUAGCUUCAUUUCCUCCGCUAUCCCAUCCGAGUGCGUUUGCCUCGACCCAGGGCUUACCUGGCGUUGAGACGACGACAAAUGGGGUGAUGAGUCUGUAGCUUAGUGGCUCGUGUCAAAGGUGCGCUGUUUUGAAUGAGCUUUCGUUGUGUCUUAAUCUCUUCGGGCACAUCUAAACAGUGUAUAUCUAUAGCGUCGCUGCGACCAAUUAUACUCAAAACGCCGGUUAAGACACGAACAAGAAUUGUCAGAUUACGUUGGCCUCGUACAU